GUUCGUCUUUGUCUUCCCUUUUGAAUUCUCCACAGGACUGAGCAGCUUCAUCACAUCUCUCUGUCGACGAAGUCCCGUUACUUAAAAUCCAAAUUUAAUUCAUCUUAUUCAACAUGUCUGAUACCGAGGAAGUUAUCGCCGCCGAGGAGAUCGUCGAGGUCGAGGCCUCCGCUCCCGCUGGUGGAAUGACCGUCGAGGAGGCCCUCAAGGGUGUUCUCCGCAAGGCUCUCAUCCACGACGGUCUUGCCCGUGGUCUCCGUGAGGCCUCCAAGGCUCUUGGCCGCCGUGAGGCCCACCUUGCUGUCCUCUGCGACUCUUGCGAUGAGGAGUCGUACGUCAAGCUCAUUGAGGCUCUCUGCGCUGAGCCCGAGAACAAGAUCCCUUUGAUCAAGGUCUCUGACUCCAAGAAGUUGGGCGAGUGGGCUGGUCUUUGCGUUCUUGACCGUGAGGGUAACGCUCGCAAGGUCGUUGGUGCUUCGUGCGUUGUUGUCAAGGACUGGGGUGAGCAGUCUGCUGAGCGUGACUUCUUGCUCCAGUACUUUGAGAGCAACUAAGGUGCAGGCAGUUCAUGUAUAGUUCAUAGUUUUUUUUUCUUGGGUAUCAUGGGGUCAUAAAAGUAUCUUUUGUAUAUAUCUAUUGGGUUCAUUGCGCGAGGAAAGAAAAUAAUGAAUUGAAUUGCAGCAUUUAUGAAAAGUUGAGCUAUAUUG
This is a messenger RNA of Myxozyma melibiosi, 707 nucleotides long. RefSeq names its product 50S ribosomal protein L30e-like protein. Gene Ontology annotation, molecular function: structural constituent of ribosome. Gene Ontology annotation, biological process: translation. Gene Ontology annotation, cellular component: cytosolic small ribosomal subunit; ribosome. The transcript is spliced from 3 exons. The coding region runs from base 114 to 554 and encodes 146 amino acids. Lineage: Eukaryota; Fungi; Ascomycota; Lipomycetes; Lipomycetales; Lipomycetaceae. The record is from RefSeq and is a predicted model, not a curated record.